AUAACAAGUCCGCGUUGGUACAAUCCAAAAAUUGACAUUUCAUUGGAUGUCACUUCUGGUACUGUCAAACAAGUCAACAUUUCUAGUUCACUCAGAAUGGGUGGGACCUCUCUCAAUUCUAAAGGGUUGCUGAUCGAAGCAUCCAAUGAAAUUGUGGUAUAUGGUUUCAACAAAGAACCGUUUUCAAAUGACGCUUUCCUUGCAAUUCCAUGCGAUGCAAUCGGUACCGAUUACUUUGUAACAUCAUACCUACCGUCAUUUUUCAAAUCCGAACUCUUAAUCGUUGGUGUUUCCAAUGCAACAUCUAUAGGAAUCAAACUCAGCACAACAUUGCAAUCAGUAAUAACAUUCCAAGGUAGCAAUUUCAGUAAAAGCCAAUGGAUAAAUAUUAGUAUUGAUGCAUUCGACACUCUCCAAUUGCAAAGCACAGGAGACAUCACAGGAACGUACAUUAUUGCAGACAAACCGGUGUCCGUCUUCAGUGGUAACGUAUUAACAGCAAUAGGAAAUGGCACAGCGGACCACAUUGCGGAACAACAUUUAUCUACCGAUAAAUGGGGAAAGACUUUUGCUACUGUUCCAAUACCAGGUCGUGUUGUGGGGGACUAUUUUAGAUUUGUUGCAUCAGAGCACGACACAAAUGUUCAAAUUAAGGGACUGGACAAUUCCACAGCAACAACAGACGUAUUUAUUCUUCAAGAAUCCGGGCAAUGGGUUCAGAGACAUUUCAGUUCUUCUUUCUAUGCAUUAAUUACAGCGGACAAACCAAUCUAUGUUGUUCAAUAUUCUCUUAGUCAAAUGAAUCGUAAUAUGGCCGACCCCUCGAUGAUAAUAAUUCCACCCAUGGAGCUGUAUGCUGCAAACUACGUAUUUACGACACCCAAAAGCGCAACGGGUUCCUACGACAGUUACUUUAUGUUUGUGGUCAAAAAAGUAGACUUGGAUGGACUGAGAAUUAAUGUCAUGCCUCUCAACACAACUGAGGUCUACGAGUUCCCUGGUGGGGAAUUUUUGGGCGGAUAUGUAUCAUUGGCUGAGGGUACCUACGACGUCCGUCAUAUUUCACCAAUCUGUGUUUUUGGAGGGGUUUUGUAUGGGAAAGGGUGGUUCGAGACUUAUGGAUUUCCGACAGGAAUGAGACUGACUUCCAUCAAUAGGCCUUGCAUAAAUUCCCCUUCAUCUCAUGGAGACGGACUGGACAAUGAUUGUGACAGAAAGAUCGACGAAGAAAUAGAUAACGGUCAAGAUGAUGAUGGCGAUGGAUUGAUAGAUGAGGAUUGUGCAGAGGCUUAUCAAGACAGGCCAUGUUUUGCAACACCGUGCUUUAAUGGUGGAACGUGCACUGAGAACGGGAAUAACUAUACGUGCACGUGUAUUAGUGGUUAUGAUCCAGCGUCAGACUGUCGACUUCAAAUCGAUUUUUGCCGCAGAAACCCUUGCCCUCAUACCAAGAUAUGCUCUCCUCACCUUGGUGGUUUCACGUGCAUCUGCAAAGCAGGCUUCACAGGGACCCACUGUACUACUGAUAUUGAUGAAUGCGCUAGCUCUCCCUGCAUUCAUGGAAACUGCACGGAUUACGUGAACGGAUAUCAAUGUCUGUGUAACUCGGGGUAUUCCGGUAUCAACUGUGAAUUAGAUACAAAUGAAUGUGCUAGUUCUCCUUGUAUCCAUGGUAACUGUACUGAUGACGUCAAUGGUUAUACAUGUUCCUGUGACAAUGGUUUCACUGGGAAAACAUGUUCCACAUAUACUUCAAGCACAGAUUGUUUGUCCUCCCAAUGUGAGGUGAUUCAGUGUUCCAUAUUUAAUUUUACUUCAGGCUGCUAUUAUGCUUUAAUCUCGUGUUUAAUAUCUGCUGUAGUACUGGCAACCUUUUCCUUCUGCAUUAUAUUUUGCUAUGGCAUUAAAAAGAGAAAACGAAAACCAGUACCACCUCCAUUUUCAUUUGAAGACACCACCUUAGGAGCAACAAAGAGAAGAUUUAAUUUUCAUAUUUUCCAACAACACGAGAACAAUUUAUGA
Saccostrea echinata is the source of this 2022-nucleotide messenger RNA. RefSeq lists its product as uncharacterized. Lineage: Eukaryota; Metazoa; Mollusca; Bivalvia; Ostreida; Ostreidae. The coding region runs from base 97 to 2022 and encodes 641 amino acids. The record is from RefSeq and is a predicted model, not a curated record. The transcript has 10 exons. Gene Ontology annotation, molecular function: calcium ion binding.